UCCCAGCCCGCCGAUCCCGCCGAUCCCGCCGAUCCCAAUGUCGAACGCACCCGGGCGACGCAUCGAUCCCCAGGUUUUUGUCGAGGCCGGCAAGGCGGCCCUCGAGCGCUACGAUGCCGACAAGGCCCUGGCGCUCUUUACCAAGGCAAAGAAAGCCCUGCCGGACGAUAUCACGGUCAUGGACUUGGUAGCGUUGGCGCUCAUGAGCGCUGGCAGACUGGACCAGGCGCUGGAAGAAGCGCAGAAGAUAGUCAAGCUUGAUCCUCGAUCGUCGGUGGGAUAUCUUCGAGCGGCCAAGGUGUUCAGGUUGCUCAAGAACCAACCCGCCGCCCUCAAAGUCUGCCAGCUGGCCCUCAAGAAGGUUCCCAAAGCCGAUCCCAACUAUCCGGCCAUAGAAGCGUCCUUUCUCAAAUAUGGCGGCACAACAGAUGCCCUAGCACCCCCGAAAUCAUCCUCCCAGAACAGCAGCACCUCGUCCUCAGAUGGAAAGCGCAAGCUCGAUCACACCAACGCCGCCUCGGAGAAAAAGUCGCGCUUGGCUGGGCAGGAUGAUGACGAUGAUGGCGAUGUCAAUGUCGAUGGCGAGGCCGAAGCCGAGCAGCCUCUCCCACCGUCAUACAACUUUGGGGACCAUUUCAUGCCCGUCGAACUCAUGAACGUUGUGUUCUCGUAUAUCCCGCUGGCGGCUCUGUGUCGACUUACCCGAGUGUCGCGGAGCUGGAGGAUAUACAUCUGCCACAACCGCAGCUUGUGGGCCCGGAUCGAUCUGUCGCCGCACUUCCGCAAGGUCACUGCGCCAAUUGCCCAGUCAGUCGCAUACCGUGCCCGCAGCCUGCUCAAAGACCUCAACCUGUCGCAGUGCCAUCAGAUCAACAACGCCGUGCUCCUAUCGCUGUCCAAACAGCGCUGCACCGAUCUUGUGUCCUUUCAGCUCACACGCAACAACAAAGUUGGCAGCCAGGCCUUGGCCCAGACGCUCAGAGUCAUCGGCAGGAACCUGCAGAGACUGAACCUGUCUCAGACCAGCAUCCAGGAUCAGCAUCUGCGGGAGGUCCUAAGAGCAUGCACGCAACUGCGGCAUCUCGACGUGUCGCUUUGCCCAGCAAUCCAAGCUGGCCUCCAAGCUCUCGACGAUGUUCCAUCGUCUCUGCUCGAGACAAUCAAGCUUAGCGACACCCGGACUACCGACAGCGCCGUGACAUCGGCGCUCCGGCGAUGUCCGCGGCUGCGGCAUCUUGACGUUGGUCGCUGCAAGGCCGUUACGCUCGCCACGGUCCUCAACUUCAGGGAGUCCAAAGCCGAGCUGGAGUCAUUGGUGCUUUCAGGCAUCACCGUCACGCCGCUUGCUGGAUUCUCGCUCCAAGACGGGCUGCUCUUGAUCGGCGAGCGGUUUUCCCAGUCUCUCAAGAGCUUUGAAAUGUACCAGUGCCCCGAGCUGACAGACGAGGGCAUCGAGCGUCUGACUCAGUUCUGCGACAAUCUGACGAUCCUGAACAUUGGGUACGCUGCCCACUUGACCAGUCGCUCACUCGAGAGCAUCGGACAGAACUGUCUCGCGCUUGAGCUACUGAAUAUUUCUCGCUGCCCCAAAAUGACCGAAUCGGGGCUUAUACGGGUCGUCGCGAACGCAACCAAGCUCACGCAUCUGGACUGCUCCUACUUUGAAGAUCAGCUCGAUCACGUACUCAAAUACGCCGCAGCAAACGCAGCCGGGCUCAGGCGCCUGUCCCUUGCAGGCUGUUCGCAGGUCACAGGCGCUGGGGUCGCUGCGCUGUUUUCCAAGAAGGGCAGUCCGCUCGAGUUCUUGAACAUCGACGACUGCUACAGAGUCUCGUCCGAUGUGGUGAGCGCCUUCCGGGCGGCGUUUCCGAAAGCCGUGGUCUCGUAUCGGUUCACGACUUGACGGAUGUGUGCGCUGUAUCAUGAUCAUGGCAGCUAUCGGCACGCCAUGUCUCGACUGAGUCGUUUGCUUUGCGCCCGAAUAUACGCAUGUCCAUCGCU
Molecule: messenger RNA, 2001 nt
Organism: Polychytrium aggregatum
Lineage: Eukaryota; Fungi; Chytridiomycota; Chytridiomycetes; Polychytriales
Exons: 4
Coding region: 38-1903 (621 amino acids)
Biological process (GO): SCF-dependent proteasomal ubiquitin-dependent protein catabolic process
Cellular component (GO): SCF ubiquitin ligase complex
Molecular function (GO): protein binding
Source: RefSeq, a predicted model, not a curated record